AUGAGCAAAGUACCAAAGCAAACAAAACGUCUCAACAGUGUUGGGGUGACUCAGUUAACCUUCAAUGGAAAAUACACAAGAGCAAAGAUAGAGAACAUUGCACAGCAGUACAGUAAUGCUCUCAACAAGUAUGGCGCCAAAGCAAAGAUUGAAGUUGUAAUGGCAUAUCCAAGCUAUCAAUUCAGAUCAGGUAUAUUCACAAAGGUUGGAGAACCAGUAAGUUUGUUCGAUCCACAUGAGUACGAUGGUGCACCAGUACCAGACGUUGACUCAUUCAAGAGGUUCUACUUGUUCAUCCACAAGAACAAUGAAAAGGCAGGAGGAUGUGAUGGUGAAUGGAACAACUGUCUCUACUACUGUCUCAAGGACAUGUACCCUGAUAAAGUAACCAAGGUAUUCAAAAAGGCUCACAAGCUCAAGAGGUUCUUGAAGAUUGAUGACGACAGUAAGAUAUCUCUCAAGCUCAUCCCAAAGAUUGAAGAGAAGCUAAACAUACGAAUCCAAGUCAAAGGCGAUCACAGUCACAUCUCAACAUGCAAGGCAUCAAGAGAGGUCAAUUUGAUCUUGAGCAAUGGACAUUACAAGUUGGACAAGGAAGGAGCAUUCAAGGUCAAGGGCAUCGCUCAGAAGUCGUAUGCCAAUGACAGAAUGAUGAAACCAGUUGCUUACAAAUGGUGUGAUGAGGACGUCAAGACCUACGAUGGCAAGGAAUACAGUACAAUGAGUAAGGAAGAGUUUAUCAAGGAGAAGAGCACUCUCAAGUACAAAUCUGACAUCCAGUUCAUCAAGAUACAGUCAGACAUGUCAUUGAAAGAGACACUCCAAUCAUUCAUCAAAGAUGCAGAUCAGUGUUUGAGACCGAGUUCGGAUAUCCGACAAACCGAGACCGAAUAA
This is a messenger RNA of Acytostelium subglobosum LB1, 894 nucleotides long. RefSeq lists its product as hypothetical. The coding region runs from base 1 to 894 and encodes 297 amino acids. The transcript has a single exon. The record is from RefSeq and is a predicted model, not a curated record. Lineage: Eukaryota; Evosea; Eumycetozoa; Acytosteliales; Acytosteliaceae.